AUGAAUAUGAAUAUUGUUACUUUGGAGGCAAUUGUUGUACGAUAUAACUACAGCCCAGAGGAAAGAAAAGCUCUGGUUGAACUUGUCAGCUACAUUAAGAGCAUUGGAUCCAUGAUGCAGCGUUGUGACACAUUGGUGGCUGAUUCAUUAUGGGAAACAAUCCAUGCUGAAGUCCAGGAUUUUGUGCAAAAUACAUUAGCAACCAUGUUGCGGACAACCUUUCGGAAAAAGAAGGACCUAUCUAGGAUUCUUUCCGAUAUGCGUACACUUUCAGCAGAUUGGAUGGCAAAUACAGGCCGGCCAGAAUCUGAUUUUCAACCGUUGCAGCAUGGAGGAGAAGAAAACAAAGGAAACUUCUUUUAUCCAAGGCCAGUGGCGCCAACUGCUGCCCAGGUGCAUUGCUUGCAGUUCCUUAUUUAUGAGGUGGUAUCUGGUGGUAAUUUGAGGAAGCCUGGGGGACUCUUUGGAAAUAAUGGAUCUGAGAUUCCUGUAAAUGAUUUGAAACAACUCGAGACUUUCUUCUACAAGCUUAGUUUUUUCUUGCACAUAUUAGAUUAUACAGAAACUGUUGCAAAUCUGGUAGAUCUUGGUUUUUUAUGGUUCAGAGAAUUUUAUUUGGAAUCUUCUCGUGUUAUUCAGUUUCCUAUUGAGUGCUCUCUUCCCUGGAUGCUGGUUGAUCAUGUACUUGAAUCCCAAAAUGCAGGUCUUCUUGAGAGUGUUCUAAUUCCAUUUGACGUAUAUAAUGAUUCUGCUCAACAAGCAUUAGUUGUUCUCAAGCAACGGUUCCUCUAUGAUGAAAUUGAAGCUGAGGUGGAUCAUUGUUUUGAUACAUUUGUCCUAAAGUUGUGUGAGACUAUUUUUACAUACUACAAAAGUUGGGCAGCAAGCAAGCUGCUUGAUCCCUCAUUUCUUUUUUCCCUGGAUUAUGGAGAGAAGUUUUGUGUGCAGCCUAUGAGAUUCACUUCGCUACUAAAGAUGACCAGAGUGAAGUUGCUGGGAAGGACAAUUAAUUUAAGGGGUCUGAUUGCUGAGAGGAUGAACAAAGUGUUCAGGGAGAAUAUUGAAUUUUUAUUUGAUCGGUUUGAGUCUCAGGAUCUAUGUGCUAUUGUGGAAUUGGAAAAGCUUCUUAACAUCUUGCAACUUGCACAUGAAUUGCUAUCUAGAGAUCUUUCAAUUGAUGCAUUCAGUCUAAUGUUGAAUGAGAUGCAAGAAAACAUAUCUCUUGUUUCGUAUUCCAGUCGACUUGCUUCUCAGAUUUGGACAGAGAUGCAAAAUGAUUUUUUGCCAAACUUCACGCUAUGCAAUACAACCCAGCGAUUUGUUCGCUCUGCAAAAGUGCCUCCCAUGCCAGUUCAGAAGCCUUCAGUCCCCUUUGCUAAAGAAAAUUUCUAUUGUGGUGCCCAGGAUCUAAAUGCUGCACACCAAAGCUUUGCUCGGUUGCACAGUGGAUUUUUCGGACUACCUCACAUGUUUUCCACUGUCAGGCUUCUGGGAUCUAGGUCAUUGCCCUGGCUUAUCCGUGCCCUGCUAGAUCAUAUAUCAAAUAAGAUAACCAUCCUUGAACCAAUGAUUAUGGGGUUACAAGAUAUAUUACCAAAAUCUAUUGGCCUUCUUACUUUUGAUGGAGGAGUAAUAGGUUGUUUGAGACUUGUCAAAGAACAUCUCAAUUGGGGUUCAAAGUCAGAACUGAAAACAGAAGUUCUUCGUGGAAUAAAAGAGAUUGGAAGCAUAUUAUAUUGGAUGGGACUUCUUGAUAUUGUUUUGAGAGAAGUAGAUACCAUGCAUUUCAUGCAAACCGCUCCAUGGCUGGGCUUAAUUCCUGGUGCUGAUGGGCAAAUAGUGCAGUGUCAAGAAGGGGGAGAUGGCCCUUUAGUCACUCUCUUCAAAUCAGCAACAGCUGCAACUGUGUCAAAUCAUGGGUUCUUAAAUCCAACAUCAUUCUACAGCAUGACAAAACAGGCUGAAGCUGCUGAUCUAUUGUACAAGGCUAACAUGAAUACUGGAAGUGUGCUGGAAUAUGCCCUUGCUUUUACUAGUGCAGCAUUGGAUAGAUAUUGUAGUAAAUGGAGUGUCGCUCCAAAGACGGGAUUCAUUGACAUUACAACUUCAAAAGACUUUUACCGCAUAUUUAGUGGCCUUCAAAUUGAGUAUCUGGAGGAAUCAGUUCAUGUAUUGCCAAGCAAUCACGAAGUGCUGGGAGAUUCUGUAGCCUGGGGGGGAUGUACUAUAAUAUACCUGCUUGGGCAACAACUGCACUUUGAACUCUUUGACUUUUCCUAUCAAGUCCUCAAUGUGGCUGAAGUAGAAGCUGCAUCAAUUACACAGACUCACAAGAAUGCUUCUUUUAGCCAGGGGUGGGAAGCACUGCUAGAAGCAAUGAAGAAAGCAAGGAGGUUAAACAACCAUGUGUUUUCCAUGCUGAAAGCACGAUGCCCGUUAGAAGACAAACAGGCUUGCGCCAUUAAACAAAGUGGCGCCCCGCUGCAUCGGAUCAAGUUCGAGAACACCGUCUCUGCCUUUGAAACUUUGCCUCAGAAGGGUUCUUAAGUUAGUUACCAACAUUUAUUUUUUGCCCCAUUUUUGGGUUACAAUAUUGUGUUUAUUAUCUGUUUUUUACUUGGAUUUUUGUCGCUGUAAAAGAGGAGGGUUGCAUUGCUUCUUCAUGGUUUGUUGUAGCAUAGAGGUGGUUGAUAUUUUGAAUAUGUAUGUUUAGGUUGCAUUUUGGCUAAAGGGACCUCAAAUGAUGAUGUUUGAAACUUGCAAGUUGAAGUAUUUGCAUUUCCAAUUCUGCUAUUUUUUGAA
Messenger RNA from Diospyros lotus (date-plum), 2802 nucleotides. Its product is annotated as protein PIR. Gene Ontology annotation, cellular component: SCAR complex. NCBI's taxonomy places the organism in Eukaryota, Viridiplantae, Streptophyta, Magnoliopsida, Ericales, Ebenaceae. Bases 1 to 2547 code for a protein of 848 amino acids. The record is from RefSeq and is a predicted model, not a curated record. Gene Ontology annotation, molecular function: RNA 7-methylguanosine cap binding; small GTPase binding. Gene Ontology annotation, biological process: regulation of translation; regulation of actin filament polymerization; cell morphogenesis. The transcript has 18 exons.